AUGGAAGCAAAUGCAGCAAAUCAGAAUAGAACGGUGGCAGAGUGUAUUCUCAACAUACUCGAAAACUAUGAACAUUACGGAGGCUGUAAUGCGUACUCAAUGCUGGCCCUUAGGGCAGAAUUCGCGGUUUAUAUCCCGUUUACGCAUCCAGAAUUCCAUAGACACUUCUCCGCGUUCACUAUCCAGGCAGUCGAGAUUGACAGACGUCAUAACAGAUGGUGUUAUCCUAUUGGAGGACCUGUACCCCCGCAAGACAUUCCUAUCGAAAACCAAAUCCCUUAUAUCUAUCCCCCUUUCCCACCGAAUGGAGACCCUCCUCAAACCCCACAUAUGGGAAAUCAACAACCAGAACGUCGACAACAACAACAACAACUCGGUGACCAACAGAGACAACAGCAGGGUAAUGGCCAAGCCAACCCCGAAGGUCUACAAUUGGGUGGCAGAUAUCCACAGGAAGUAGAGAAAGAGGGAGAUCAAAGAAGAGUCGCAGAAAACGCAAACGGAGAUCACGCCCCUGCCAACUUUCCUAGCGCCCUGGUAUGGGACCUAUUACAAUACAACUAUAUCGAACUUGAAAAAAUCAAUGCUGGUGUGGUUCCAGAUUCCUCUGAACACGUGCACAAGUCUACCAACAAAGAUGCAGCUUCAAAAAUUAAACCUCGUCAAUUCACCGAGUCCGGGGAGUGGCGUAACGCUCUUAGCAUUUUGUUUCUGCAGCAUUCCCUUCAGCAGCUAUGUUGUUUGAAAAAUACACCAGACACGUCAAGUCGCUGGAGAUUAUUUUCACACGUAGGGGAAACUGGCGCGACGUCAUACGAUAUGAUGCAGAAAUGCGCAAAGUCUUUGCUGCCAGCCGCCACCUCUCCUUUGCGGAUUUCGACAGCAGAGAACUCGAUCAUGUUAAAGCCUUGGCUUGGCCGAAAGGAGACAGUAGACGGAGCCAACAGUCCGAAUUCCUACGGCCGAUUCAAGGGAGCUCCUCUAGACCUACGAUUCGUGCUUCAUCAGAGAAGUCUAGAUUGUCCAGAUCACCCAGAGAUGGACUCAAAUUCAAAGAUACGAGUAACCUUCCAAAAAAUCAACAGAUCUGCAGGGGAUGGAACGUCAACAAAUGCCCGGAUCCGCCGACAUGCGGCAGGAUUCAUGGCGUCUGCGAUGUUCUGGGGUGCAACAAACCUCACAAACGAUGCUUCCACCCCAAGUAAACCUUCGGGUGCCCCCCAGGGUCUAUUGUUCGAUGCUGCUUGCUUCAAAGAUGACAUCCUACGCGAGAUGGCCGACCGCGAUUACGGUUCGCGGAAGUUCAAACGUGGCUAUGAAUGGGAAUGGCCGGGCGCCGCCGGUUAUUCAAAUGUGAUCGAUUCUAGUUUGUGGGCAAGUCCCCUAGACAAGCCACCCCCUCUGUCCUCCGAUAAGAAGGCAGCUUAUGCUCUCAAACAUUUCUCCUAA
Messenger RNA from Melampsora larici-populina 98AG31, 1449 nucleotides. RefSeq lists its product as uncharacterized. The transcript has 5 exons. Lineage: Eukaryota; Fungi; Basidiomycota; Pucciniomycetes; Pucciniales; Melampsoraceae. The coding region runs from base 1 to 1449 and encodes 482 amino acids. The record is from RefSeq and is a predicted model, not a curated record.